Molecule: messenger RNA, 2592 nt
Organism: Carica papaya (papaya)
Lineage: Eukaryota; Viridiplantae; Streptophyta; Magnoliopsida; Brassicales; Caricaceae
Product: serine/threonine protein phosphatase 2A 57 kDa regulatory subunit B' beta isoform-like
Biological process (GO): signal transduction
Cellular component (GO): protein phosphatase type 2A complex
Molecular function (GO): protein phosphatase regulator activity
Source: RefSeq, a predicted model, not a curated record
ACUCUUUUGCACCUCACUCUCUCUUUUUACAAUCCUCCUCUCUCUCCUAGGUUCUGUCGCUCAGUGGAUUUGAUCGCCGGAAACCGUAUUCCGGUGAUCUACUUCUACUGUCUCCUCCUUCCCAUCUAUCUUAACUUUCCAAUUUCGAUCAAUUUCUCGAUCCCCCGCCAAAUUUCAUUUCCUCUGCGAUAAUAUUUUUAAAAACCAAACGACGACCAGAAAGUUACAUUAAACUUUUGAUCCAAUUUUAGGGUUACUGUCCGUGCAUGCGGAUCCAUCGAAGCUCCCCAUUACACCCCCCCCGGCUCAUCCUUCCCUCAUCCUUAUAGUUCAUUUCCGACCAAAACCUAGGGGUUACUGUAGGAGGAUCCAUCGGGAUAAAUUUCGCUUCCCUUUUGGUCUCUCGAUGUUAAAGAAGAUCAUAAGGGGAGGGCACCGCAAGCCCUCGAAAUCGGAUGCUAACGACCCCUCUCUUUACGGCUUCGGUCCGCCGGGGAGCCGUAAUGCCGGGUCGGGACUUGGUUCUAAUCUAGUGGUCAACCAUUCCUCUCGUGCAGCCCCUGCUCCAAAUUCUGCCGCCACCGGGGCGGUUGCGACCCCACCGCCUCCGCCCAUGGGCUCCAUGGAGCCUCUUCCUUUAUUCCGUGACGUGCCCGUGUCAGAGAGGCAAAAUCUGUUCUUGCGGAAGCUGCAGAUUUGUUGCUUUCAGUUGGAUUUCUCUGAUACGUUGAAGAAUGUUCGCGAGAAGGAGAUUAAGAGGCAGACCCUCUUGGAACUUGUGGAUUUUAUCCAAUCCGGGUCGGGUAAGAUCACCGAGACUUGCCAAGAGGAGAUGAUAAAGAUGGUUUCGGCUAACAUCUUUCGUUGUCUGCCACCGGCAUCCCAUGAGAACACGGGCCAGGAAGCCACAGAUCCAGAGGAGGAAGAGACGUAUUUGGAGCCCUCUUGGCCGCAUUUGCAGCUCGUCUACGAGCUUCUCUUGAGAUAUGUGGUGUCGUCCGAUACCGACACAAAGGUCGCCAAGAGGUAUAUUGAUCAUUCCUUCGUGUUGAAACUUCUUGACUUGUUUGAUUCAGAAGAACAGAGAGAAAGGGAGUACUUGAAGACAAUUCUUCAUAGGAUUUAUGGGAAGUUCAUGGUGCACCGGCCGUUUAUUAGAAAGGCAAUUAACAACAUCUUUUAUCGGUUUAUAUACGAGACAGAGAGGCACAGUGGGAUCGGAGAGCUGUUGGAGAUUCUGGGGAGUAUUAUAAAUGGGUUUGCCUUGCCAAUGAAAGAGGAGCACAAGUUAUUUCUUGUCCGGGCAUUGAUACCACUGCAUAAACCCAAACCCGUUGCUUUGUAUCAUCAGCAACUGUCUUACUGCAUCGUUCAGUUUGUUGAGAAGGAUUACAAGCUUGCUGAUACUGUGAUUAGGGGAUUGUUGAAAUAUUGGCCUGUUACCAACUGUCAGAAGGAAGUUCUCUUUCUUGGAGAACUUGAAGAGGUGCUAGAGGCAACACAGUCUGCAGAAUUCCAGCGCUGCAUGGUUCCUCUCUUCAGACAGAUAGCCCGCUGCCUUAAUAGCUCUCAUUUUCAGGUUUCAGAGCGAGCCCUCUUUUUGUGGAAUAAUGAACACAUAGUGAGCUUAAUCGCCCAGAACAGGUCUGUCAUAUUGCCACUCAUUUUCGAGGCAUUAGAGAGGAAUAUUCAGAGUCAUUGGAACCAGGCAGUUCAUGGACUCACUCUCAAUGUUAGAAAAAUGUUUUUGGAAAUGGACACUGAGCUUUUUGAUGAGUGUCAGAGGGAGUUUGCAGAGAAAGAGGCCAGGGCCAAGGAGGUGGAAGAACAGAGAGAAUUGACAUGGAAGAAACUUGCAGAUGUAGCAGCAAGGAAAGGAGGAGAGGACAUGGUCACUGUCUAAUUUGAUUACUCAGGGUUGGAUCAUCCAUGACAAACAGUCAGAUAGAUGGGGGUUGACAGGACGUAAUCCUUCCCAUUUUGGUGGUAUUCUUUCUUUUUAUUUUGUUUUUUUUUUUUUCCAACUUAUUCUUCUCUCCUUUUAUUUUUUUGAUCUCAAAUUCCAUCAUUAUUGGAGAUAGCAGAAAGCGCAAGAUAAAUGUAAUUUAAUUUGUAUGGAAUUUGUUAGUAAUAUGCUGCAGAUUAAGAAUGAUUUGUGAAAAAUGUCUUUGUAUUUCUUUCGUCUUUAGGGGUUAUUACCCAUACAGGGAAGUCCGAAGUUUCAUUAGUUUUGAAUAUCUCAAAAAACUGGACCUUUUUACCAGAUGCAAGGAAUGUUAUUGAGGAAGGCAGGCUUUGCUGUGUUGCUGCAAAAGGUGGUAGGUAUGGGGGGAGGCUUAAGAAUGGUUGUGUGAGAAAAAAAGUGUUCUAAUAAAAGCAUUGCCCGUAGUUAUUGAGAUUGAAGUAUAUGUGGAAUCAUUGAUGCUGUUUCAGAGACCCGUCAAUCUAAUGCUGAAGAAUGUUCAAGGAGAUGAAGUUUGCUUAUAACUCAAAGCUUUUGGCUUCUUAAUAUUUGUAAAUAUUCAACUUCAGUGUCUUGAAAUAACUGGUGCUUUUGUUAUUUUUAUAAUCAUGGGGCGAGCUGUUGAAAGA